Molecule: messenger RNA, 3519 nt
Organism: Aureobasidium uvarum
Lineage: Eukaryota; Fungi; Ascomycota; Dothideomycetes; Dothideales; Saccotheciaceae
Source: the annotation of a GenBank genome assembly
AUGUCGGCGUCUUCACAUGUCCCAAGGCUUGCCGACGUGGGCAUCCUUGACCUCUUACGGAACGAUGAUCGCCCAACUUUUGUCCUUGGGCCGUCGGCUACAAAUACCAAAUUCCAACACCAGCAGGAUAUUGUAUUCACGAAUACCGCCCUCGAUCAAUUUCUAGUCGAACAUACACAGCCAAAUGCCUUCGAAACAACUCCUACGGACGCAGGACCGCAAUCUGGGCUCGGCGACCUAUCACAGCAGAACGGUCGUAAGAGCACGCGAAAGAUACCGUCAUGGGACGUUCUUUCACCACCACCAGAGGCAUCUGCCGAGCUGUUGGAUUGGAUCAAGUUUGACGUGCCGAACCUCUCUCCUCACAUUCAAUACAUCAAAGACUUUGACUGGGCCUCGACUUCAUUAGGCCCUAUUGACAGAUGGCCUAGUCGCUUGAGUUCAAUGGUCCUCAGUAUAUGCACGAAUCCCGAUCCACGAGUUGUCGUAUGGGGCGAAAAGCUCACUAUGAUAUAUAAUGCAGCUUGCGCUUCCUUACUUGGCGAAAAGCACCCUUACGCUAUGGGAAAGAGCUGUUCCGAGAUCCAAGCAGAGAUAUGGCCGCAAAUGUCGAAACUUUUCCAGCCUGCACUUCUGGAGGGUAAGGCGAUCAAGUCUACUAAAGAGCUUUCCUUCCAAGAAAGGAACGGCCUCCUGGAGGAGACCUACUGGAACUUCGUCAUCUUCCCCAUCAUUGGCUCGGACGGAUACGCUCAUGGAGCAAUACAUUCUUUGAUAGAGUUGAGCUGGCAUGUCAUCAAUGAACGCAGAGGGAGUGUGGUUGAGAAGCUGAAGGAGCGGGUCUCCACCAGUGCAACCAUAUCUCAGGUCUGGGAUCGAUGCUUGGAAUCUCUUGAGGCGUACCCAGAGGACAUUCCUUAUGCACUGAUAUUCUCGAACAGCGACGAUGACACCAUAUCUUCAGCUUCCAGCUCUUGGGCAAACUCUCUGAAAAACUACCAGCUCCAUGGAUCGCUCGGUAUCAAUCAGAACAACACAGCCAUUCCCAAGACAUUUGAUUUGACGGAUAGAAAAUCAGUCUUUGGAUUGGCUAGAGCUUGUCGAAGCACCAUGCUCGGUGGAAAGACUGUAAUUCUGCGCCGUCAUGACAACACGCUACCGGCCGAUCUCGCAACAGCGAUAGCCGGCCGAGGCUGGGAAGAUCCGGUCGAAGCAGUCUGCGUGAUGCCAAUCGCCGUGAAUGCUGCUGGUGCCCUAGCGUUCUUCAUACUUGGACUCAACCCCCGAAGGCCGUUCAACGAAGACUCUCUUCAGUUUGCGCAUAAUCUUCGCGAUGUGCUCACAAAGUCUAGCUCUCUUCUCAACCAGGCUAGGUUCGAAGAGAUUCACGACAACCUUUCGACACAACUGAAGAUUAGCACGUUAAGAGCAGCACGCAACGAGGAGAAGUUCACUCGAAUGGCAGAGUCAGCACCCAUUGGCAUAUGUACCUUCCGCCCCGAUGGGAAGCCACUUUACUGUAACGAUGAGUAUCUCAGUCUUGUUGGUGUGCCCCGAGAGUACGACUGGAAGGCGCUCUGGGAUACACAAGCAACAUGGCAAGAACACGUCCACUCCGAUGAUAUACACGGGAUUGCAGUAGCUUGGAAGUCGUUGUUGGACAAGGAGAAGACAUCAGUGGCUGUCGAGUACAGAGUUACAAGACCCUGGCGCUCUGUGGACAAAGCUACUGGCCAAACCUUGACUGGAGAAACAUGGCUCAUGAACAACGCCGCGGCAGAGUAUGAUGAGAAUGGUGAUGUGGCGUAUAUCCAUGCCUGGCUGCAUGAAACCUCUUUCCGACAUUACACGGAGACAUUGCUAUCCAGUCGUCUCCAAGAAGCACUUGAAACAAAGCGUGCCUCCGAAAACUUCAUCGACAUGGUCUCUCAUGAACUCCGCAACCCACUUUCAGCAAUUCUGCAGUCAGCAGACGGCAUAAUCACAGGCCUUGACGACCAGGAAGCACGGAGGAAGAAAGGCACGGAAAUGCUCGAUGGAGUCCUUGAAGCUGCCCAGACAAUUAUCUUGUGUGCUCAACAUCAAAAAUGCAUUGUCGACGACAUCUUGUGCCUCUCGAAACUCGAUUCGAAUCUCUUGGUCAUCACCCCGGACAAAGUCUCGCCACCACAAUUGAUAGGAAAAGUUCUCAAGAUGUAUGAGGCUGAGCUGGCGAGAGCGUCGGUCAAGGGUCAGUUGGAGAUUGAACAGAGCUACCAUGACGUUAUGAAUUCUCGCAACGCCAUGCUGGAUCCGAGUCGCUUGCUUCAGGUAAUUAUUAACCUGCUCACGAACGCAAUCAAGUUCACUCAGUUCUCCCAAAACCGAGGUCUCAAAAUAUACCUUGGUGCCUCAUAUGCGAGACCGACUGGAGCCCGGCACAAGCUCGCUUUCAUCAGACCUCGUAAUGCUCGACACGAACACUCGACAGCUUUGUCCACAGAAUGGGGCAAGGGCAAAGACAUCUAUCUACAGAUUGCUGUACAGGACACCGGACGAGGCCUUAGCGAGGAGGAGAUGAGUCUAUUGUUCCAACGCUUUUCCCAAGCCAGUCCCAAGACUUAUAAACAGUACGGAGGAAGCGGUCUUGGACUGUUCAUUAGCAGAGAACUGUGUGAGCUGCAAGGAGGCCAGAUCGGUGUUAGUAGUCCUGGCCUAGGACACGGGACUACCUUUGCCUUCUAUGUACGCGCUCGCCGAUGCCCACAAGACGCGACUUCUGUUCCCGAGUCACCCGUUGCCUUGCAACAUGUCUGGAACACACCUGUCACUGGCUCAACAGCUAUGCCUCAACCUGUCGGUUCCAAUGGCGCUGGAACUAUUCCAUCACAUCCGAUACGCACGCCCUCGGCCGCGAAAUCCAAGCCUCAGCCGAAAAUCGCUACACCUGAUAGACCACUGCAUGUGCUCGUAGUUGAAGACAACCUAAUUAACCAACGAGUCAUGUCUCAACAACUUCGAAAGCAGGGCUGUAUCGUCCACAUUGCGAACCAUGGACUCGAAGCACUGACUUUCCUCGCAACCUCCGCCUUCUCUUCAGCAAACCCUUCAACACCGUUGGACGUGGUGCUCAUGGACCAAGAGAUGCCUGUUAUGGACGGCAUAACUUGCGUACGAGAGAUUCGAGCUCGACAAAAGACCCACGAGUUCAACGGACAUGUGCCUGUCAUUGCUGUCACGGCAAACGCAAGAAGCGAGCAGAUCACAGUCAUGAUGCAAGCUGGCAUGGAUUCCGUGGUAACAAAGCCAUUCCGCAUUCCUGAGCUUGUACCGCAGAUGAGAAAACUGGUCGAGAGAACGAACCCAUCCUCGGCCACAGAUGGCAACGAGGACGCCAAUGCAGAACGACCCGCAAUGUCGCCCGAGCCUCAGGAUUCAGGCAACGCGAAAGUGGCUCUAGAGCGCCCCACGAUAUCCACAAAGCUAUCUUCGAGCUGGGACAAGGUCAAGAGCGACCAAGCAACACAUGAUCUUUGGUAG